Messenger RNA from Aspergillus nidulans FGSC A4, 3075 nucleotides. RefSeq lists its product as uncharacterized. Gene Ontology annotation, molecular function: DNA-binding transcription factor activity, RNA polymerase II-specific; DNA binding; zinc ion binding. The record is from RefSeq and is a predicted model, not a curated record. The coding region runs from base 1 to 2688 and encodes 895 amino acids. NCBI's taxonomy places the organism in Eukaryota, Fungi, Ascomycota, Eurotiomycetes, Eurotiales, Aspergillaceae. Gene Ontology annotation, cellular component: nucleus. Gene Ontology annotation, biological process: regulation of DNA-templated transcription; DNA-templated transcription; regulation of transcription by RNA polymerase II. The transcript has 4 exons.
AUGGAGAGGCCGUCCGGCCUCCCGCAGCCGGAUGCCGGUCGACGGAGCGGCCAGCCACCUCUCCAGCCGCAGUCCAACAGCCAUCCCAACAUUAUCCCAGUGUCGAAACCUCCAAGCCUCCCCGGCGUGUCUUUAUAUAACCCACGGGGCGCGCCGCACAGUGCGGUGACAACCGGGAAGAAGCACAUGUCUAGCAAGGUCGCUAUACCCCGCCAAAAAUCGGCUGCCCCUCGCUAUAGUCGCCGAGUUCCUCUGGCGUGUGAAACAUGCAGGGUGCGAAAAACCAAAUGCAGUGGUGACACACCGAUUUGCAGACAGUGUCUGGAGCUCAGGGUCGAAUGUCGAUACCCGGUUUCGUGGCGUGAACGGACGAAAGGACAAAUAUCUAAGCUCUCGGCCAAGUCGGAUGACUAUGAAAAGUUGCUCCGGGAGAUCAGCCAAAUCGUGGACGGCCGAGCGGCGGAGCGAAUCAGAUACACCCUCGACAAAUACUCAGAAUCUGGAGCUGAACAGCAUAAUGAUCAACCGUCCGCCAACUCUGACCCUGCCUCCGGCAUCGAUGAAGGGAUUGACCCAGAGGUGGAAAGCCUACCCUCCUCUAUUGGGUCAUUAGACGCCAUUGACCGUGUGGAUGAGGACCUCAACCGCAGCCCGAACGCCCAAGCUACGGGAUACAUGGGAAAGAAUUCGGAGGUCACUUGGCUGCAACGCUUGGGAAGAGAAGCAGAUAAUCGCGCUCGCAAUUUAUCAGGGUUGGCUGAGCCAAGGCCGGAUCGUGAGCUGUCCAUCCAUUCUGUAAAUUAUCAUUUAGACGACGUGGAUAUCACGCCCCCAGGGCCAGUCCACCUUUAUUGGAUGCCUCCACGGAAUAUUGCAGAUAAGCUGUUUGAGGACUACCUGGAUACAGUUCAUCCUGUUUUCCCAAUCAUCAGCCGGUCGCUCUUCUCAGCACAGUACAGGAAUUUCUUUGAUAACUCAGCGCGACCAGGUGAUAAAUGGCUGGCCAUUCUGAACCUAAUAUUCGCCAUAUCUUCCAGUCAUGCUCACCUUAUGCAGGCAUCUUGGCGCGGUGUUGGCCGUGAUCAUUUUGUCUACCUGGCCCGGGCCCGGGCUCUCAGUAUGAACAGUGACACCCUUUUCAGUCAUCCUGAUCUUCAGCAAGUGCAAGUGGAAGCACUAACGGCUUUUUACUUACUUGCAACUAAUCAGAUUAACCGAGCAUGGAGAAUUGCGUCAUUGGCUCUUCGAUCCGGCAUAUCUCUUGGUUUGAACUUGAGAAAUACUAGCGAAGUCACGCCUGACACGUCUAAGGAGGCUCGGUAUAGAGUCUGGUGGUGUCUUUACACGCUUGAACACAUGUUAGGGACAAUGACCGGACGCGUGACAGGUAUCUCGGACGGUGUAUGCACCACUCCGAUGCCGCUUCCUGUGGACGAGGACCGGUUCAAUGAUCCAGCCGCGGCAGAGCUGCUAAGUAGUUUGGAGCUUCGUCAAGAGCGCGUCGAGUUAGCUCUCGCGAGCUGCUAUGUCCGACAGAUGCCACAGAACGUACGACGUAAUCGAGAGCCGAACGAUGCAGGCAAAAGUGCCGACGUUGCGAGGCUGCAAAGCUUACCCCCCAGUACGGCUCUCUUCUUUCUUUACUACGUUGAUCUCGCCGUCAUCAGCCAGGAGAUCUUUAACCGCAUUUAUUCUCUGGAUUGCAUUCUGACACCUUGGGGAGAGAUCGAGGAUCGCAUGACUGAGCUUCGAUCACGGAUUGAGUACUGGCUUUCGAAUCUUCCUGAAGCAUACGACUGGACUCGAGGCAACCAGCAGAAUCUAGAAUUGCUACGUGGCAGUCUUUGCCUUGCUUUUCUCUAUUAUAGUGUGCGCAUCACACUAGGGCGCCCCUGCUUGUGCCGUCGCGAUGUUCGAUCAUCCGAAUCUCCGGGUGAAAGUACAGCCUUCAGCCACGCUAUAUCGGUGUCGGUUCUUGAAUCUGCACAGCGACUAAUUGCCUUGAUUCCUGACAUGCCUGAUGCGUCGCGCAUCUAUCUGCUCUGUCCCUGGUGGUGUAUCCUACAUUACCUCAUGCAAGCCACUACCGUUCUGCUUCUCGAAAUUUCUUUUGGCAGCGUGCAUUUACCCGCAGAGGAGAAGAGCAUUCUCGAGGCAGCUAAGAAGGGAAUCCGCUGGCUCUUCGCCAUGUCCGAAUUCAGUCUCGCAUCAAGGCGCGCCUGGGAGCUCUGCGACAGAAAUCUCCGCCAGCUAGCCGACGCCGGCGGCUCGACUAUCGAUAUGAGCGAUAUGCCAACCGCAGAUUAUCAAUUCGAUACCAAUAAUAAACAGCAGAACCAUUCUCAGCAUCCACAUGUUAACUCUCGUCCGCCUGUCACCACCGCCGUUACCCAAUUUCCGACUCUUGCUUCGACCCCAAGCUUCCACAUCUCGCCCCCAAACAACAACCACAAGCAAGGGCAGAGUCCGUCCUCUCAGCAUCAAAUGACAGCAUUGGCUCUGCAACAGUCCCAUACAGCACCUCUCACACAAUCUUCGCGAAAUGAGGGACGGCUCCAUUUCCCUUAUGACGCCACCACGUCCGCCGGAUUUUCCAACGACAUCUACUUUCCCUAUGACCCCAUCACUGGCGAGUUUAUACGAUCGUUCUUCCCGAACUCGAACGAAGAAGAGUCCUGGGAGCAUUGAAGUAACGAUCAGUCAUGAUUAACGUGCAUAUCCUUUCCUCAUAUUCCUCAAUAUUCUUCUCCUAUUGUCUUUUUAUACUCUUCACCUUUGACAUUUGAUUCCUCCAUUGUGGAAUCUGACUUCUAUUCAUUUUCUUUUUACUCUUUAAGGGUUUGUUUUGUGUUUACAACCCGCUGGCCGGCAGGUCAAUAUCAUUCUACCCCAUUUAGUUCGCUCCAGAUCAGCUCAGCCCAGCCCAGCCUGAGCCUGUGUCUGUUCUAUGUUUUCAUUUUACGGUAACCAAUUGCCGUGAACUGUGCUGUACGCGUUGACGUCGCGGAAUUUACAGGACGGCGUAUCCUUCGUGAGAGAAUCAAUGGUGUUUCUAUACGGAGAUCAAAGAUCUAA